Messenger RNA from Nerophis lumbriciformis (worm pipefish), 3440 nucleotides. It is a transcript of the gene chsy1, whose product is annotated as chondroitin sulfate synthase 1. Lineage: Eukaryota; Metazoa; Chordata; Actinopteri; Syngnathiformes; Syngnathidae. Gene Ontology annotation, cellular component: Golgi cisterna membrane. Gene Ontology annotation, molecular function: glucuronosyl-N-acetylgalactosaminyl-proteoglycan 4-beta-N-acetylgalactosaminyltransferase activity. The record is from RefSeq and is a predicted model, not a curated record.
AGCUUCACGGGCUCAUAUUAGCUGACGGCUUCCAUCGACACCUCCACAUCUUCAACAUGGAGAGAUAACGAACAGCUCGGCGCCGCUAUUCGAGGCUUAAAGGGGAAGACGGCUGGCCCGGCGUUGACAGUGGACGUCGGCGACAUUACGACGGCCGCUUUGCUGGGGGGGGGGGACUGCGCGGUGUUUUUAGUGGCGCCUCGAAGGGAGAGCAGCUCGUGAUGCUACGUAAGCAGCGCCUCUCUGGCGGGAGCGCGCGCGCGUGAGAGCCAGCUUUUUUUUUUUUUUGUUUAGUUAAUUUUUUUUAAUUUUGUAUUUUUGACGUCGCUCCUUCAUCUCUCCCGCCGGAGACGCGCUGAGAGAGAGGGAGAGGGAGAGGGAGAGAGGCGACGGCGGCGGCGGCGGGCGAGUGAACUUUUUGCGGGAGGCGAUGGCAGCUCGAAGCCGGAGAGCUUGGUUUAGCGUCCUCUUGGGUCUGGUGCUCGGCUUCACGCUGGCCUCCAGACUCAUCCUGCCCAAGGCCGGCGAGCUGAAGAAAGCCGGACACAAGCGGAAAGCCAACCCGGCCAACUGUGGCCUCAACGCGGCUCUGGGCAAGGAGCGCGGCGGCGGCGUCCUGUGGUCGCCGAAAGAUAGCGGCUCGCCGGCCACGCAGACGCCGGGACCCCGCUCCAACAACUUCCUUUUCGUGGGGGUCAUGACCGCCCAGAAGUACCUGAACAACCGGGCCGUGGCCGCGCACAGGACGUGGGCUCAGAGCAUCCCCGGUCGCGUGGAGUUCUUCUCCAGCGAAGGCUCCGACUCCUCCAUCCCCAUCCCCAUCGUGGCCCUGAAGAACGUGGACGACUCGUACCCGCCCCAGAAGAAGUCGUUCAUGAUGCUCAAGUACAUGCACGACCACUACCUGGACAAGUACGAGUGGUUCAUGCGGGCGGACGACGACGUUUACAUCAAGAGCGACAAGCUGGAGAAUUUCCUGCGCAGCCUCAACAGCAGCGAGGCUCUGUUCCUCGGACAGACGGGGAUGGGGGCCCGCGACGAGCUGGGCAAACUGGCGCUGGAGCCCGGGGAGAACUUCUGCAUGGGGGGUCCGGGGGUCAUCAUGAGCCGCGAGGUCCUGAGGAGGAUGGUGCCUCACAUCCGACAGUGUCUGCAGGAGAUGUACACCACCCACGAGGACGUGGAGGUGGGCCGCUGCGUGCGCAGGUUUGCGGGGGUCCAGUGCGUCUGGUCCUACGAGAUGCAGCAGCUGUUCUACGAGAACUACGAGCCCAACAAGAAGGGCUACAUCCGAGAUCUCCACAACAGCAAGAUCCACCGGGCCAUCACGCUGCACCCCAACAAGAACCCGCCCUACCAGUACCGCCUGCACAGCUACAUGCUCAGCCGCAAGAUCGCCGACCUGCGCCACAAAACCAUCCGGCUCCACCGCGAGAUCGUCCAGAUGAGUCGCUACGGCGCGGCCGAGCCGGGCCGGGAGGACCUCCAGCUGGGGAUGCCGCCCUCCUUCAUGCGCUUCCACCCGCAGCAGAGAGACGACGUCCUGGAGUGGGAGUUCCUGACCGGGAGGCACCUGUUCUCCGCCUUCGACGGACAGCCGCCCCGCCGCGGGAUGGACGCGUCCCAGCGCCAGGCCCUGGACGACAUCAUCAUGCAGGUGAUGGAGAUGAUCAACGCCAACGCCAAGACGCGGGGGCGCGUCAUCGACUUCAAGGAAAUCCAGUACGGCUACCGGCGGGUGAACCCGCUGUACGGCGCCGAGUACGUCCUGGACCUGCUGCUGCUCUACAAGAAGCACAAAGGAAAGACCAUGACGGUUCCCGUGCGCAGACACGCCUACCUCCAGCAGACCUUCAGCCAGAUCCAGUUCCGGGAGGAGGACCAGAUGGACGCGCAGACGCUGGCGGCGCACAUCAACCAGGAGUCGGACUCUCUGUCCUUCCUGUCCAACUCCUUGAAGAUGCUGGUCCCCUUCAAGCUGUCCACGUCCGGCCAGGAGCAGAAGGAAGUGGUGGACAAGAAGGUCAACAUCCUGGUGCCUCUGUCGGGGCGCUACGACAUCUUCGCCCGCUUCAUGGCCAACUUUGAGCGCUUCUGUCUGAUUCCCAAGCAGAACGUCAAGCUGCUGGUGCUGCUCUUCAGCACCGACAACGACACGGAGCGCGUCAAGCAGGUGGAGCUGAUGCGGGAGUACCACGUCAAGUACCCCCGCGCCGACAUGGAGAUCAAGCCCGUGGCCGGAGCCUUCUCCCGGGCGCUGGCGCUGGAGGUGGGCUCGUCGCUCUUCACCAACCAGUCGCUGCUCUUCUACUGCGACGUGGACCUGCUCUUCAACACCGACUUCCUCAAGCGCUGCCGGGCCAACGCCGCCCUGGGCGAGAGCGCCUACUUCCCCGUCAUCUUCAGCCAGUACGACCCCAAGGUGGUCUACGCCGGGAAGGCGCCCGGCAACAACCACUACGUCUUCACCUCCAAGACGGGCCUGUGGAGGAACUUCGGCUACGGCAUCGUCUGCGUCCACAAGGGGGACCUGGUCCGGGCGGGGGGCUUUGACACCUCCAUCCAGGGCUGGGGGCUGGAGGACGUGGACCUCUUUAACAAGUUUGUGCAGUCGGGCGUGUCGUUGUUCCGCAGCACGGACACGGGCAUCGUGCACGUGCACCACGCCGUCGCCUGCGACCCCAACCUGGAGGCCAAGCAGUACAAGAUGUGUCUGGGGUCCAAGGCGUCCUCGCACGGGUCCACGCAGCAGCUGGCCGAGCUCUGGCUGGACAAGAACGACCACGCCCAGCGCAGGCUGGCCGCCAACAACGGCUCGCUUAGGACAGCCUGAGGGGGACGUGCUGCUGGCCACGCCCACAAAUAAUUUAUUUUCCAUGCAAGAACCCCCUUUUUACUUUUACACUCUGACAGCAGGAGGCGGGGCCAGCCCCAGGAGGCGGGGCCAUCGGACACUUUGUGAAUGUUUACAUUUCCUCACACACAGAGAUUGUUUUUGUGUGAACAACUGCUGGAUUUGACGUCUAAUUUAUUGGUUUUGUUAAAUGCAAAGAUUGUAACUUCCUGUCACCAAAGACUCAAUUCUGUGUGUGUGUGUGUGUGUGUGUGUACAUGAGUGUGUGUGUGCGUGUGUGAGAGAUUGAGUGAACAGUAAAGAAUGUUCUUUAGCAUUUGGUUGAAUAGCCAGGGGGCGUGGCUUCACGUGAGGGUGGAGCCAAGCAAGCGUCUUACCUGGCAGGUACUGAUAUUCCCGGCUGGUCCAGUCUUCCAAAACAGGAACUUUUGUGACAACAUGAAGACUGACUGAGGUUGUCGUUAGUUUUUUUAAAAUCUUUUUUUUUUUUUUUAUUAUUAUUAUUGUUUUUAAUUUGUCUUUCAACUUUCGAGUAUGAAAGUUUUUCUAUUUAAAGAAUAAAAAUGGUGGGGAAGUUUUCCUAAAA